CUUUAACUAGCAGUCACGCUCAAGUGAUUUCAAAACAAAUUCAACAUGGCUACUCAGUGGAUACCACCGCUUCCCCCGGGUUUUGAAGCUCGGUGGGAUCCUACCCAAAGGGCUUAUUUUUUUAUUGACCACACCAACAAGACCACCACAUGGCAGGACCCCAGGUUUCCACCCAGUGGCCCAGUUCCGCCUCCAGUGACCCACCAGGCAGCCGCUCAGUCCUUGAAUCAGGGUGCAGGGCUACGGCCCACAGGUGGUGCUACGGCAGGACAGAAAGUGCCAAUGUCCAUGAAGUCUCGACAGGUUGGAGCUACCACCACCAUUGAGAGCUCUGACAGUUCGUCGAGUGAGGAGGAGGAAGAGAACUUUGACAACCUUUUCGCUUCCUCUACUGAUAAGACAUCUGAAGGAAGUGAAUUUCAGAAGAAAGUAAAGGAAAUACUGACUGAAUUUCCAACAGCACCAGAAAGUGCAGUAGCUGAGUUGCUGAGGAGCAAUAACAACAUAACAGCGAGAGUCAAGAACAAAUUGUUUGAUAAAGGAUACAAGCGGGUGACAAAAGCGGACAAUGUGAUUCCUGACAAGAAGGCUCCGGUACAAACUGUCUGGAUGCAGGAGGAGAAAGUGGACCUUAUGAAGCUUCAUCAGCUCAGGCAGUCGUUCCCAUCAGCACCGGAGGAUGUGAUACAGCAACUCCUCAAAUCGCACCAUAACAACACUGUGAGGGUUUCUAACGCCCUACACGAGAUGGGAUACAAGCGGGCGGAGGCCGUCAGUCAUCCGGAACCCAGGCGGGUAGAUAUCCUGGAACGUGUCCGUGCAAUGUAUCCUGACACUGACAAGGAAGUGAUUGAUUCUGUCUUUAAAUCUUGUGAGGGAGAUGAGAGAACCAUGAGGCAGGUUCUGGAUCGCAUGGGCUACAAACCAAAGUUCCCUGAGACCCACCGCAACCCGUCCGCCAAGGGGGAAAGGAGCACAAGCCCUGCUAAGGGAAAAGUCCCUAUGAAACCUGCCCAAAGGGAGACCACUCCAAAGAAACAGGAAUCUCCAGCUAAAGUAGCGCCCCCUGCUGAGCCAGAAUUGUCUAUUGGCCAGAAAUCCCAGUUGGUGUCCAAGCUUCAGUCCCUGUACAAGGACCUGGAGAAGUCGGUGAUAGAGAUGGCCUGCGAGGUCUGCAAGUGGGACGAGACACGCGCCAAGAACGUCCUGGAACUAAUGAAAGAUGACAUGAGCAGACCAGUGACAUCCACAUCGCGACCUACGACCUCCCAGACCCAGAGGUCACCAAGCCCAAGCCCUGCACCCUUGAGCCCAGCCAGCCUGGAGCCCGUCAGCAUGAUGCAUGAUGAACCCAGCAGACCUGGUACUUCAACAUCAUCUGCAAGUUCGAAAACCUACAUGAAGGCGUCUGACUUUACAUCUCGCGCCUCUAGCGCCACGGGAACUAAGGUCAGCAUCCAGAAACCUGCGCAAGGAAAAUAUACUGGCUCGCAGUCGAAAUCUAACGUAGCUACGACAGGCUCGCAGUCGAAAUCUCAAGUAUCUACGACAGGGUCGCAGUCGAAAUCACACAUAGCUAUGAGCUCGUCUUCCCAGCAGACGAGAUUGAACACUGGUGUGUCUGCAGCAUCUUCGCCCACUACGCAGCACACACGAGCGAAACAAGUCACCCAACCAGGUCCAAAACAGCCAGUGGUCUCCCAGCAACCACAAAGGCCCGCCUACAUUUCUGCAAACAGAACCAAGGCUAAAGGUCCAGACCCAUCACUGCAUGUGGGGCCGAAUAAAGGGCUUCUCUUAACCGAUUACACAAAGGCCAACGGGCCAAACCCGGAGCUGAGACAAGGGCCUGACCCGGGCAGAGUUCAUGGGUCACAAGGGGCUGUGGGCCCAGACAGAUCCCUGUCCUGUGGGCCCCAACACCACCUUGUACAUGGCCCCAAUACUGACCUCCGACAGGUGGCGUAUGUGUGAACAUUGCUGCAGUGAACAUGAAUUAAUAAUCAGUGGAUUCUGCGGAAUUAUGUAACUCUUGAAUGCAAUUAAUCUUUAUUGUAUACUAUCCUGCAGAUUAAGAAAACUGCAAUUUACUUGAAUUGAAUAAAAAUCCUAGGAAUUAAGAGAAAAUUAUUUUUGUACAAUUCAUUAAUAUUUUAUUACUAUUUGCACGUUCAAAAUACUAAACUAGAACAGGUUGCGUAUGUAUGAACAUGGCUGCUGUGAACAUAAACUGAGCCUCGUUCUGGGAAAAUGGGGCUUAAUGCAUGUUUUUCAAGUGUUUUCCCAGAUUAACAGGUGCAGUCUGCACAGGCUUAUCAGGGAAGCACUUUCCGCUUUAACUUGAUUUUUUAAAUAAGACACUUGCUUUAAACAAACAAAUACCACCUACGCGUAUAGACUGCGCAGGCUAAUUUGGGACGAUAAUUUACGCAUAUCCAUUGAACCCUGUUUUCACAGAGGGAGGGUCAAAUUAAUUCUCAUUGUAUUUGGCGGAAUUUCAGAACUCAGACUGCAAUUUAUUUGAAUUUAAAAACAUCCUAUGGAUAAAGAGAACGAUAAUUCUUAUUAUUCUUUCAUAAAUAGGGCUCAAGAUUAAAAGAAAUCUUUAAAAAACCAGUAGAAAAAUGUCAUUUGAAUUAGUUUAAAAAUAUGUGAUUUGGUGUUAUCAAUACUUGUGUAUUCUUACUGUUUGGUUCUUUCUAAGAAAUUCAUAUCUUGACACAGCAUGAACGGUAUAUUUAUGCCCCCCUUCGAAGAAGAGGGGGUAUAUUGUUUUGCACAUGUCGGUCGGUCCGUCGGUCGGUCCAUCCACCAGAUGGUUUCCGGAUGAUAACUCAAGAACGCUUAGGCCUAGGAUCAUGAAACUUCAUAGGUACAUUGAUCAUGACUGGCAGAUGAACCCUAUUGAUUUUCAGGUCACUAGGUCAAAGGUCAAGGUCACAGUGACUGGAAAUAGUAAAAUGGUUUCCGGAUGAUAACUCAAGAAUGCUUAGGCCUAGGAUCAUGAAACUUCAUAGGUACACAUUGAUCAUGAGUGGCAGAUGACCCUAUUGAUUUUCAGGUCAUUAGGUCAAGGUCACAGUGACUCAAAACAGUAAAAUGGUUUCCGGAUGAUAACUCAAGAAUGCUUACGCCUAGGAUCAUGAAACUUCAUAGGAACAUUGAUCAUGACUGGCAGAUGACCCCUAUUGAUUUUCAGGUCACUAGGUCAAAGGUCAAGGUCACAGUGACACAAAACGUAUUCACACAAUAGCUGCCACUACAACUGACAGCCUAUAUGGGGGGCAUGCAUGUUUUACAAACAGCCCUUGUUUAUAUGUUAUUUUAAGUAUUUAUUGAUGUUGUAUUGUUCUUUGUACUUCUGUACAUUUUUUAUUGAAGUAUAUGUUUUGUAAACACUUGUAUUUAAUAUGAAUGUCCUUAUCAUUAAGUUGUUCAUAUAUGCACGAUAUGUCUAAGCCAAUUUCCUGGUGUUCAUAUACAUGUAUUUGUCCGUUUGGAGACUAGUGUAUAAAAUUAAUCGUCCAGAUUUCUAGUUUUAAUACUUAAAUUAAUGAAGUGAUCAAAAUUGUAAGUGCAUUCAUUUUUGCUGUCAACUACUUUACAGACAUGGUAAUUCUUGAUGAUUUACCUUAAAGGGACCUUUUCACAGAUUUUGGCAUGUAUUGAGGUUUGUCAAUAAAGGCUUUAUAUAUUGAUAAAUGUAAUCAUUUUAAUAAAGAGCUCCCGUAAAACACAAUAAUAAAAUAAAACAAGAGCUGUCACCAUAGGCUGACAUAUGCCCCCUAUAAACACUGAUAGAAGUUAUGAGCAUUUUUCGAAACCUAAAUGCAGAUUUCAAAACCUAAACGCUGACCCUUAGUUCAAGGUCAAGGUCACAGGGGUCAACAUUUUUGUGCGUAUGAAAAGGCCUUGUCCAUAUACACAUGAUAACCAAAUAUGAAGGUUUUAUCUCAAGGGACAUAGAAGUUAUGAGCAUUUUUCGAAACCUAAACACAAAAGUGUAACGGAAGGACAGACAGACGGAUGGACAGUGCGAUCACUAUAUGCCCACCUUUGGGGUCAUACACAAAUAAAAAAGUAAUUCUCAACUUGGCUUGAACCUCUGACCCUUGGAGUAAAAGUCUGGCACCUAAACCACUCGGCCAUUUAAGCUCAUAUGAUGUUAAUGGAACUUAAUACUUUAUAUAAGCAAUCCCUGUAAUAUUACACAAACAACUGUUACAGAACUCACCAAAUUAUUCAAGCGCUUUGGUUUUGUAACGCUUUUAUAAUUUUUCAGGUUUCUAAACCGUAAAAAGAUACCUAUAUUGGAUAUUUUAGAGCAUGGUUAAUGUUCAGUUAUACUGUUCCCUCACAAAUAUCAUAACUUGAACGAAAAUUUGCAAAUCUGAAACUUUUUUCAAUUUUGUCAAUUAACCAAAACGUGAAAUAGUCCUUCUAUUAAAGUUAAGCAUGCAAAAAGAGCCUUUAUACUAGUGAACUCUAUUUACAGAAUUUACAGGCUGGAAUUGUGUACUGCAUUUUAACUUUUUGUUUGAGAACUGGUUUAAUAAGAUCAAUUCAAACAUGACAGUCAAUAUGUUGGAUGUUCUUGUGUCUUUUUAAGCUUAUAUAGGAUUAUAUGGAUCCGAAGGCAUUUAUCAAAAUAGUAUUUGAAUAUAUCAAUGCAUACAUGUCAGAGAAAGAUAAAUGUUUGCCAGCUAUGUAAUAUACACAGUUGACUGCUUAAAAUGACAAAGUAUACAAGUGUCUGUUAAUGAUCUUCAUCUAUAAAAAACUGAUUAUUCAUGUAUACAUUUGUAAAAUAAUGUUUUUGUUAGUGUUUCCAUUAAUGCUAUCUAUUUAUACAUUACAUGACCUGUUAUUUUAUACCAUCUGUAACAUUGUUGUAGACUUUUUAUUGAAUAAAGCAUUUGAGGAACUGUU
This is a messenger RNA of Dreissena polymorpha, 4929 nucleotides long. RefSeq names its product proteoglycan 4-like. Gene Ontology annotation, molecular function: ubiquitin binding. The transcript has 14 exons. Lineage: Eukaryota; Metazoa; Mollusca; Bivalvia; Myida; Dreissenidae. Bases 46 to 1974 code for a protein of 642 amino acids. The record is from RefSeq and is a predicted model, not a curated record.